GACUCUCUCGUCAACAGCAGUCGUGUCUAUAUUAACUCACAAAAUGCACAACCAUCGCAGUGAGAGAAAAUAAUAAUAAGAAGAAGAAACGGGCGGGAGGGUUCUUACUUUUCUUCUCCUUCACUCUCUCUCUCCUCCCUCCCUCCCUCUUCACCGCCAUGGAUGGCGAUGGUGACGGUGACGGAAUCUCAACCAUUGAAUCCCCCGUCAAUGAAGUCCCGGCGCUCCACUCACCUCCGCCGUCAGAUGACGACGCUCGCCUCUCCAUCGAAUCCGCCGUUUCCUCUGACGUGGACCUCCGAGCAAAGAUCAUCAAGCAGGUAGAAUAUUACUUCAGUGAUGAAAACUUGCCUGAUGACAAGUUUUUGAUGAAACAAGUGAAGAAGGACAAAGAAGGGUUUGUAUCUAUUUCAUUAAUUGCUUCUUUUAGGAAGAUGAAAAGGCUUACAAAAGACAGUUCAUUGAUCAUAGAUUCCCUCAAGGAGUCUUCGCAGCUUGUUAUAAGCUCGGAUGGGAAGAAAGUAAAACGACUGCAUCCUCUUCCUUCAAAGGAGGACAAAGGUCCCGAGCUUUGUACUGUCGUCGUAGCAAAUCUACCUGAAGACCACUCAGUGCAGAAUAUCCAGAAAAUUUUUGGUCUAGCUGGCAGUAUCAAGAAUAUAUCCAUACAUGAUCCAUAUGCUACUGAAGAUUUAAUGAAGAGAAACAACACUGUGAAACUGGUCUCCAGCAAGAUGUAUGCACUUGUGGAGUAUGAAUCAGUGGAGGCUGCUGAGAAAGCUGUGGCUAUGUUGAAUGAUAAAACAGACUGGCGAAAUGGCUUAUGGGUUCAACCUCUUCAGAAGCAAAGGGCAUAUGGUCUCGGAAGAAAGGCCGGGAGAGGAUCCGAUUUGAAGGCGAGCCAUGCUCGAGUGCCUGUUUCAGCAAAAGAGGAGGAAAAAAAUCCUCCAAGUCAGCAACAUGAUGAUGAGAGAACACACAUCCAAGGAAAGAAAUGGGCGAAAAGGUCGAAACCAAUCUAAGGGACGAAAAUAUCGUGGCAACAAUGGAAUGGGCCAUGGGAACCCGAGCAUGGCUGAGCCCUUUAAACCACCUCCUGGUCCCCGAAUGCCUGAUGGAACAAGAGGAUUUACUAUAGGACGUGGUCGGCCUCCAACGUCCUGCGACACUUGACGUAAUCCUCUUCAGGUGCUAAUUGCAGCAACCUAAAGCAUGUUGGACAUGUAUGUGUAUUCAUAUAUCAGCUAAAAAGCUGUAGAUAAAAUUGCCUCCCUUUUGGUGAUAUGAUAAGGAUGAAUGGAUGAGCUUGAGUUUCUCGUGAUGGUGAUGGUGAUGGUGUUGUAAAUUUUGGGGGAGGGGGGGGGGGUUUCUCAAUAGCAAGAAAUGAACCACAUGUGUAAGCUUUGUUUGUCUAUCGAAGAAGACUCCAGUUAUUUGGCUCGAAA
Molecule: messenger RNA, 1445 nt
Organism: Beta vulgaris subsp. vulgaris (sugar beet)
Lineage: Eukaryota; Viridiplantae; Streptophyta; Magnoliopsida; Caryophyllales; Amaranthaceae
Product: la-related protein 6A
Exons: 11
Coding region: 159-1022 (287 amino acids)
Biological process (GO): RNA processing
Cellular component (GO): nucleus
Molecular function (GO): mRNA binding
Source: RefSeq, a predicted model, not a curated record